This is a messenger RNA of Sapajus apella (tufted capuchin), 1724 nucleotides long. RefSeq names its product glycine N-methyltransferase (gene GNMT). Gene Ontology annotation, biological process: S-adenosylmethionine metabolic process; protein homotetramerization; regulation of gluconeogenesis. Gene Ontology annotation, molecular function: identical protein binding; S-adenosyl-L-methionine binding; glycine N-methyltransferase activity. The coding region runs from base 600 to 1553 and encodes 317 amino acids. The transcript has 5 exons. The record is from RefSeq and is a predicted model, not a curated record. Gene Ontology annotation, cellular component: cytosol. NCBI's taxonomy places the organism in Eukaryota, Metazoa, Chordata, Mammalia, Primates, Cebidae.
GUGAGAUCGGGGUCCAGCUCAGCCUGUACGCAGGGCCGCGGAGCCACAGGGCCGGGCACGUCCGGGCGGCCUUUGCGGGCCUGGAGCGGUGGGAUGCCAGGGCCAGGAACUGGUGCCUGCCUGGCAGAACAAGGACAGCGAGUGCCUGGGGAGGCCCGGGGUGGUCAGGGAUGCGCAGGGAGAGGCCAAGGAGAAGGGAGACUGUGAGUGAGGGUGUGGGCAGAAAUGUGAGGGUCCCUGGGGCUUUGGAGCCAGAGCCAUAGACAUUCCAGAUAUUCCUCCUGUGAUGGCCUUGGGCAGUGUUAGCAGUUAACAUUGCUCAGCAUUUGCACCUGCCUUGCCUGGGACCAGGAGCUUUUGAUACAUCAGUUUUUCAAACCCUCACAAAGCCCCAUGAGGUUAAACAGUGAUAUUCUCCCAUUUACUACUGGGGAAAUAAGGCCUCAGCAAAGCAAAAGUCCCUCAUAUAUCAUCCAGUGAAGAUGAGAUAACAGGCCCAGGUUAAUUAAGGUCUGCCCUGUGCUCUAACCCACUGUGUUCAACUGCCUCCUGUGCACACGUAUUUAACUUCAAGGAGCCUCAAUUUGUCCAUUUCUCAAAUGGGAAUAACACCAUUUACCUCUCAAGAUUGCCGUGAGAAUUACUGCACAUUUGUAGAGUGCCUGGCUCUCAAGAGGUGCUUUUUAAAAAAAAUGUUGCCCCAUGGUGAUAGGAAACAGAUUGUGAGGUCAGUGGAGAGGGCCUGGGGAGAGGAGGCAGAGGAAUGCACUCUGAAAUGUGGAGACAAAAGUGUCUGGCCCAGGGUCUCCUCCUGGCCCUGCCAGGCUCCCCUGACUGCCUCUCUCUGCUGCUUCUUGCUGGCCCUGCCCAGGGUGGACUCCAUUAUGCUAGUGGAAGAGGGCUUCAGCGUGACAAGUGUGGAUGCCAGUGACAAGAUGCUGAAGUAUGCGCUUAAGGAGCGCUGGAACCGGCGGCAUGAGUCUGCCUUCGACAAGUGGGUCAUCGAAGAAGCCAAUUGGAUGACUCUGGACAAAGAUGUGCCCCAGCCAGCAGGGGGUGGCUUUGAUGCUGUCAUCUGUCUUGGAAACAGUUUCGCUCACUUGCCAGACUGCAAAGGGGACCAGAGUGAGCACCGGCUGGCGCUGAAAAACAUUGCGAGCAUGGUGCGGGCAGGGGGCCUGCUGGUCAUUGAUCAUCGCAACUACGACCACAUCCUCAGCACAGGCUGUGCACCCCCAGGGAAGAACAUCUACUAUAAGAGUGACUUGACCAAGGACAUCACAACGUCAGUGCUGACAGUGAACAACAAGGCCCACAUGGUGACCCUGGACUACACAGUGCAAGUGCCGGGGGCUGGCCAGGAUGGCUCUCCUGGCUUGAGUAAGUUCCGGCUCUCCUACUACCCGCAUUGUCUGGCAUCCUUCACGGAGUUGGUCCAAGCAGCCUUCGGGGGCAAGUGCCAGCACAGCGUCUUGGGUGACUUCAAGCCUUACAAGCCAGGCCAAGCCUACGUUCCCUGCUACUUCAUCCACGUGCUCAAGAGGACAGACUGAGUGUGGCCUCGGCUCCCACAAGCCUCUAACCAAGCACUGCUAGGCUCUUUCUGGAAGAUGGGGACCAGCAGCCACACACCAGCCCCAGCCUCUAUAGCAGACUACAGAUGGAGUGCAGGGAUGUGGGUUCCGCAGACGGAGGGGUCAACAAUAUAGUAUGUGCCUUUUUCA